Messenger RNA from Lactuca saligna, 1736 nucleotides. The record is from the annotation of a GenBank genome assembly. NCBI's taxonomy places the organism in Eukaryota, Viridiplantae, Streptophyta, Magnoliopsida, Asterales, Asteraceae.
GAAGCCGAUAAUUUUGAUUUAGUAGAAAGGAAUUAUUGGAACUGGAAGGUUAAUAAGCCGUACAUUGUCUGCCACGUCUAUCGGUUACAAACCCCAACACAAUACCACAUGGAUCUCACCUGUCAUUUUUCGUUUUAUAUAUACCACCAGUCCUAUACACACACACCCCCCUAGGCCCCUAUCUCUAUUCUACAACAACACUUGUACGCCCAUCACUGAUCCUCACGUCUAGACAACAGCAUAUCCUCCACAGAAACACGACGGAGCUUAACCACUUACAACGGAAUUAGUAGCGAGGAAAAAUCAUGUCGCAAUUGCAAUCGCAAUCACACUGCUGCACGCAGUGUGGUUCCAAUGGCCAUGACUCUCGUUCUUGUUUAACGGCCGCAGAUGAUUCGUGUUCCGACGUCUCUGGCAUCGGCGCCGGGGAGAUCAUGUUGUUUGGCGUCAGAGUGAAGGUUGAUCCGAUGAGGAAAAGUGUGAGUAUGAAUAAUCUCUCGCAGUAUGAACACCCUGCCACUCGAGAAUCGUCUAAUAAUAACAUCGAUGUCUCCGCCGCCGUCGCUGUUGCUGCUGACACCGGCUACGCCUCCGCCGACGAUGCCGUUCGCAACCAGUCUAACGGUAGCAGGGAGCGGAAACGAGGAGUUCCAUGGACCGAGGAUGAACACAAGCUGUUCCUCCUAGGGCUGCAGAAAGUCGGCAAAGGAGACUGGAGAGGAAUCUCAAGGAAUUUCGUCAAGACUCGUACCCCUACACAAGUUGCCAGCCAUGCUCAGAAAUACUUCCUUCGCCGGAGCAACCUCAAUCGCCGCCGCCGUAGAUCUAGCCUAUUUGACAUCACUACAGAUUCGGUUGCUGUUAUGCAAACAGAAGAACAACAAGUUCAUGACGUCGAGAAAACUCAAGCGGUUGUGCAACCAUCCGUACCAUCUUCCUCCUUUCCGGUGACUGUAUCUCCAGCACCCUUUGAGAAUCAAGUCAACAACGGAUCAAUGCUACUCAUUCGCUCAAUCCCUGUCUUCCCAACUCCGAAUCCAUCAACAAUGGUGGAUCUUAAUCUAAAUCAGAAAUACGAAACCAGUCCAUUACCAGUAUCUUUAAAUCUUUCCCUAUCAUUCGAUCAUAACCAUAAUCAGUCAUCCUAUCAAGUGAUCUCAGGGUUCAACACGGGAGAUGGCAUGAUCAGUGUUGCUUGAACAACGAACAUCAUCUCAUCUGAAAGAGAAGGAAAAAUAAUAAUAAUAAUAAUAAUAACAAUAAUAAUAGAGAGUGUCAAUCACGUAAUUAGUUAUUGACUUAUAUAAUUAAUUAAUCUCUGUUUUAAUUUUUAUCAUGUUGUUGUAUGGUUACGUCUCUCAUAUAUAUAUACAUAUGUGUUUUGUAAUUGGAAAGAAAAUGAACGAAAUACACCACUAGUUCCAUUUUGUUUGUUGUGGAAAUUAGUGGGAUUUGAUUUGAAUGAUGUGAGUGGGAUUUGAUCUAAUGGAUGGUUUGUAGGGCAUGGGGCCAAAAUGCGAAAUAUCUAGAAUUCGAGAUCACAUCACAUGUGGUGAGUCAAUUGAUGAUAAAUGGAAGCAAUAAUAAGAAGAAGAAUAAUAUUAUGGUGGUUUUAAGUGUUUUAUUUAUGUUUUAGGGAUAAUGGGAGUAUUAAAUUAGAUGUGAUAUUUUUUGGGGGAUUGUGCACAUGUGGUGAUUCCUGAUUGUGUGGUUGUAAGAAAAGAUGGUGGGGGUGG